Cryptomeria japonica (Japanese cedar) is the source of this 3998-nucleotide messenger RNA. Its product is annotated as DDT domain-containing protein DDR4. Gene Ontology annotation, cellular component: RSF complex. Gene Ontology annotation, biological process: regulation of DNA-templated transcription. The transcript is spliced from 12 exons. The record is from RefSeq and is a predicted model, not a curated record. The coding region runs from base 1472 to 3529 and encodes 685 amino acids. NCBI's taxonomy places the organism in Eukaryota, Viridiplantae, Streptophyta, Pinopsida, Cupressales, Cupressaceae.
AGCUAACUAGGGUUAAAAUAUUGCUCUCGCGGCGGACGGAUGAGUUAGGUUCUCUAAUGUCUUUUUCUUCUCUGCAAUGACCAUGUCUAUACACUGCCAAAUUAUGAAAGAAACGGUCGCGUCUGUGCCUCUUUUAUACAGCCCACGCUUUUGCCGCGAUUCGAUCUCUUGACCUGCGUCUUCACCCCCUUUCAGAUGAGAUAAGAUAGAGUUAAAAAGUUAAGUCUAAGGAGGCCAAAUUGGUCAGCAGGUUCUGUUCAAGCGCAGAAUAUUCUUCAUGUCAAGUUUUUAAAUUAAUUCUGUGAAGGAUUUACAGGUAGCAAUGCAGAAUAUCGUUUUCGUCUUCGUCGUCGUUCUGUGUUGAAGAUUUUGUGCCUCGGGAGUUCGUAAAUUGUUAUGAGAGGGUUUGUGCCGAAAAUAUAGAGCGAGGAUUUCGAAACAAGCUAAUUGUUGUGAUUCGGCUUUUAAUAUCCGGACAGGGAUUCUUAGGGUUUUAUUUCGGUUAGACGAAUAUUCUGAAGAUUCGCAGCCUGCAAGCGACCCGGAGAGUCGAACCUGAGCCAGUGGUGGUAAGCCUUUACAAUGCCGAAUAUUAUUGGUCUUUGUUAAAGAUUUCUAGGUUUCCAGAGUCUAUAAAUUAUUGCAAGAGGGUUUGCGGAUAAAAGACAUUGUCGAAACCGAGGCUAUUGUGAUCCGGUUUGUAAGAAUUGGAAGAUAUAAGGUUUUGCUUUUGCACUAGAUUUUUGUGGCGGGGAAGAAUUCCAGGGCUACGAUGGUGUGAGGAUUUUAGUCGAGGAUUGAACUCUGGACUAGAGGUAAUUAACUCUUACAAAAUUUGGGCAUCAAUGAUUUAUAGCUGAGAAUAGAAGUGAUGAUAAUCUCCCACCAAUUACUGCUAGAGGAUUUAUAGCUGAGAAUCAAAUUUGGAUGAGCAGCUUUACAUGUCCACCAGUUUUCUGCUGUAGGAUUUCUAGCCGAGAAUCAAAAAUUGAUUAGCGGUGAUAAACUCCCAGAAUUUAUUGCUAGAAUAUUGGUUGCAGAGAAUUGAACUUGGGCUACGUAUGAUAAACUCCACCGAUUUUCUGCUGUAGGAUUCCUAGCUGAGAAUAAAAAAUUGAUCAAAGGUGAUAAACUCCCAGUAAUUUACUGUUAGAAGAUUGGUAGCAGAGAAUUGAACUUGGACCACCUGUGAUAAGCUCCAUCAAUUUUCCACCGAAGGUAUUCUUGCUGCGAAUCAAACUUGGACCGGCGGUGGUAAAUUCCUCUAAUUUACCGUUAGAGACUGUCUAGAGGAUCUCUAGCUGAGAGUUAAACUCGGACCAGCGGCAUUAAAGUCCCACCAAUUUACCGCUAGAGAGCAGUGCAGAGAAUUUCUAGCUUAAGUUGAACUUGGUCUAGUUGCAAUAAACUCACAUCAAUUCACCGCUAUAACACACUCUGGCAGGCUAAUAAGAGGGUUUGUUGGUGUGUGAUGAUUAUGUUGGACGGAGGAGGUGGAGGCCUGUCCCAUGCAGAAGACCAGCAGCAGCAGGAUAGGAAGCGGCGCCUGGCACGGGCUUGCACUGCCAAGACAUCUGCACGUUUGGCUCCCCUCGCACCAACUGUGGAACGCCCCACCCCCCGCAAAAGUAACAGUGAAGACAGGGAUUUCUUUACAGUUUUGACGACUCCUCCUCCUCCUCCUCACAGGCGCCGAUGGCUGCUUCGCAACAUGUGGGAAUUGGCCUCUGUUCUCAAUUUCUUCCAUGUUUUUCGGUCUGUUAUCAAUAUAAAUGUUGAAUUCACUGCCGAGGAGUUGGAAACUUCUUUGAUUACGCCGAACAACUUGCUGGACGAUAUACACAUACCACUAUUGAAGGCAAUACCACCUAUAAUCAGGUCUGCAUUGGGGCGAGGCACAUGGGUGACCGUAUUAUGUAAGAAGCUUAAGGACUGGUGGUUCUGGGUGGCAGAAGGGGAGCUUCCAAUCAUAGCAUCUCAUGGAGAGGAGAUUGGAGCAUACAAAGAACUUGACCCUGGUACUCGGGUGUUGAUUUUGAAAGCACUUUGUGAGAUUCGUGUACAGCAAGAGGACAUUCAACGUUAUAUAGAUGAUUCUCUAAAGCACGGGUUCAUACUCUCAACAUUUAGAAAGGAGCGAAUAGGGGGUGAUGUGCAUGGAACUUCCUUUUGGUAUGAGGAUGAUCCCAUACUUGGGCAUCGCUUAUAUAGAGAGAUUCGGAAAAUUGAGGUCAAAACCAAGGCUAAGGGUAAAGGUCGUUCUUCAUUGCCAAUAGUGACCUGUCAAUGGGAAACUGUUGCAGUCAAUUUCGAUGAGUUACAGGUGGUAGCGGAGAAACUUUUUUCAAGUAGGAACAGGAUGGAAGCUGGGAUUGGAAAGAAACUAAAGAAUGAUAUUCUUCCAGAGCUUGAAACAGUUCAGAAGAGAAAAGAGCGAGCACUAAAAAAGCAGCAGAGGCAAGCUCUUCUUCUUGAUAACUUUGUAAGCUCUCGAGGACCAUCUUCAGGCCGCUCUCUCCGUGAUCGUAAACCUGUUACAUACACGUUUGAUGAUUUUGACCGGUCUAUUAAUGAGGCAAUAAAAGUAACAACAAAGAAGCAACCAUCACCAGAGCCCAUUCUUAGGAGGUUUCAAAUGAGAUCGGAGAUUCCAACUACAAAUGGUAGAGUGAAUGGUAAAUUAAAUAGCAACCUGGAAUAUUCUGAUAUGGCUUCCUCCUCAGAUCCAGGGAAUGAAAUUGGAGAAUCUGAUUCAGAUGAUUCACAUGCUCCUCUCACUCGCAGUGAUAGACAGAGAAGGCGACCUCAAAGGUAUUCAGAGAAAGAGUUUGUUGAAGCUGUUUCAGACAAUGAGGCAGACUUUGAUAGUGAUGAGGAGAUAGUUGGGGAGGCAGUAUAUGAUGAUGAGUACAUUAGAAGUCGAAGACGUAAAAAACAGUAUAGUAGCUCAGAGGGUGAUGAUGAAUAUAAAGGGGAUGAGGACAGUAUUGAAGAGGAAGAAGAUGAUGGUGAUGCUUUAAGUACUAGUGAGGAUGUUGAUGAUGGACAAAAUUUAAGAUGGAGACAAAGGCUUUCAAAUUUAAAAAAAAGGAAGGAACGUAAAUUGAAGUCUUUUGAUGAACUGCAAUCUGGUCUGCGUCGCAGCAAGAGAGCCACUCGUACCAUUAAUUACAGCCAGUAUGACAUCUCAAAUUCUGAUGAAGAAUAUGCUGAAGCUUCUGAGAAACCAGCUGGAUCAAGUCAGGAGAUAGAUGAACUCAAAAGACACUCUUAUGUGAGUAGCAGCGCUGAUUAUGAUAUGGAAAGUGAAGAAUCUCAUGAUAUGACCAAAUAUCCCAAGGAUGAAAAACUGCUUAGGAAAUGUAUUAAUAAAGUGGAUGCCUCCUUGGAGAAAGGAUCUGUACAAGAAACAACGUGUUCAACAAAGGAGGUUACGAGGGAACAACCUGCUGAUGUAAAGAAGCGACGUUUCAUUGACCUGAAUGAGCUAGCUCCAGUUGCAGGACUUGAUGAUGGCCCAGCAGUGUAGAAGUAAAACAGCAUGGACCACAAUCAGGCAUUGGCAGGGUCGUGGAGACCAUUAACCUGCAUUGUAUAAGAACUAACUAGUGUAGAAGAGCCAAAGGGGCACGCUGUUGCAGUUUGCUACUGCAAGUGAAAUAUUAAAUCAGAAAAUCUGCCUCUCAUAUGGGUUCAAUCCCAACUAGUUUAGUUCAACCUCUCCGAUAUGGAUUCCAAUCCCAUUAGUUCAGCCUCAUUGAUACAGAUUCUAAUCCUCAGUGGUUUAGUUCUCAUUUGAGUUGUAGUCCUGACUAUUUCAAAGCUCAGGUGUAUCAUAAUCAGAAAGUCCAAGGAUAUGAAAUUCAUUAUUCACAUUUUUGUAGGGAGUAACGAGCUGUCAUUCCAGUUGUAAUUCUAGUCUCAAAAUAUUUUACAAUGUUGCAUUGGCUAUGCAUUUUCCAUCUCGUGUUAGAUUAAUAUGAGUUAUUUAAUUCAUA